GAAAAGAUACAUGCUUGAAUGAUUUGGCGAACCCUAAUUUCGGAGGCUACACAGAGCUGAGAGAUAAUGCUCUUGUCGAUAUAUCUGCGGCGAUUAGAUCGACUUCGGACUGUUUUUGCUCCCUCCGUUCGGCUGAUAUCUGGAAAACCCAUUUCCGAUGUUGAUGAUGAGAACCUUCGAUGUCAGAUGGAUCAGUCCAGUUACGACCAGAAAACAGUAUGCGAAGCGCUCACGUGUUACGGCAACGAUUGGCAGAAGGCGUUGGAGUUUUUCAACUGGGUCGACAAGGAAUCCGGAUUCAGCCAUACCACCGAUACAUUCAAUCGGAUGAUCGACAUUCUGGGUAAGUAUUUCGAGUUCCAAACUUGCUGGGUUUUGAUCAAUCGGAUGGCCGAAAACCCGCUUUCGGUCCCGAAUCACGUCACGUUUCGUAUCAUCUUCAAGCGUUAUGCUAUGGCGCAUCUUGUUCAGGAGGCUCUUGAUACUUAUGACAAAUUGGAUGAUUUCAAUUUGAGAGAUGAAACCUCUUUUUAUAACCUCGUCGAUUCGCUCUGCGAGCAUAAACAUGUCGUUGAAGCAGAAGAGCUUUGUUUUGGGAAGAAUGUGAUCGGUAAUGGUUUUAGUGUGAGUAAUACUAAGAUUCAUAAUCUGAUUCUUCGCGGGUGGUCGAAGUUGGGAUGGUGGGGCAAAUGCAAGGAGUAUUGGGAGAAGAUGGAUACCGAAGGUGUUGCAAAGGAUUUGUUUUCGUAUUCUAUUUACAUGGAUAUAAUGUGCAAGAGCGGAAAACCGUGGAAAGCUGUGAAAUUGUACAAGGAAAUGAAGAGUAAAAGAAUGAAACUUGAUGUUGUUGCUUAUAACACUGUCAUUCGCGCCAUUGGAGCUUCGCAAGGUGUUGAGUUUGGCAUGAGGAUGUUUCGGGAGAUGAGGGAAAGAGGUUGUGAACCUAACGUUGCCACGCAUAACACAAUCAUCAAGCUUCUUUGCGAAGACGGGAGGAUGAAGGAUGCGUAUGGGAUGCUUAACGAGAUGCCUAAGAAAGGAUGUCAACCCGAUUCAGUCACUUACAUGUGUCUUUUUGCUCGUCUGGAGAAACCAAGUGAGAUCCUAAGUCUGUUUGGUAAGAUGAUAAGGAGUGGAGUUAGGCCAAGAAUGGAUACUUAUGUGAUGCUUAUCAGGAAGUUUGAGAGAUGGGGAUUUCUUCAGCCGGUUUUACAUGUGUGGAAGACGAUGAAAGAGUCUGGGGAUACUCCUGAUUCAGCUGCUUAUAACGCUGUGAUCGAUGCUUUGGUUCAGAAAGGAAUGCUGGAUAUGGCUAGGGAAUAUGAAGAUGAAAUGGUUGAAAGAGGGCUAUCUCCAAGAAGAAGGCCUGAGCUGGUAGAAACGUCACUAGAAGAGACGCUAGUUUGUAGAUAAUAGAAAAGUUUACAUGGAAGAAACUCUUUGGUUGUCUGUUCAAAACGGACAACAAGUAAGUCAAGCGAAACAAGAAGCUUCAUGUUCUGCCUUUAGUCUUGAUAUCAAGAAGCCUCCUUUGGUUGAAGAAAUCGCCCAAAGAUAUCAUCUUUGAAAUUAAUUUACAUUGGCAUUUUGUUUUCAACGGGAAACUGAGUAAUCACUGAGUUUCAUAGAGAGGAUUGAGGAAUCUUGUUUGCGUUCCUUGAAAAUUGGAACGAGUGAUGGAACAAGUCGGUGAGUGAGUAAACCGUGAGAGCAUGAGGCUUGAACCAUAGAAUUUUUAUAUUGUAGUAACCAUUUCCAAAUGCUUUUAUUGUUUUUUUAAGUUUUGAACUAAAGAAUAAGAUGAUACCAUCUUUUCUUUGUAAGGAUAUGGAAUGAUUCUUGCCUUCGU
This is a messenger RNA of Eutrema salsugineum, 1849 nucleotides long. RefSeq names its product pentatricopeptide repeat-containing protein At1g80550, mitochondrial. Bases 67 to 1413 code for a protein of 448 amino acids. NCBI's taxonomy places the organism in Eukaryota, Viridiplantae, Streptophyta, Magnoliopsida, Brassicales, Brassicaceae. The transcript has a single exon. The record is from RefSeq and is a predicted model, not a curated record. Gene Ontology annotation, molecular function: protein binding.